Messenger RNA from Rubroshorea leprosula, 2353 nucleotides. Lineage: Eukaryota; Viridiplantae; Streptophyta; Magnoliopsida; Malvales; Dipterocarpaceae. The record is from the annotation of a GenBank genome assembly.
CUGGACUGGGAGUGGCUGCAUCAUCAAACUCACCCUAAUCCCCCUAACUAAACCCAAUUUCCUCCACUGGCGCCGUUUUCUGCCGCCAUGCAAGCCGCCCUCUUAACGCCGCGUCCCACUGCGCUCAUCUCAAUCCAACCCCUCACCUAUUUUCAUGGCUCACGCAACCAAAACCGUCUCCCAAGCCGCCCCGCGUCUCUCCGCGUCGCUGCCCAAUCCUCAGCUUCCGUUACUGCUGAUCCUUCGCCGCCACCCACCUCAGCUACUCACAAGCUUAACCAGUACAGCUCAAGAAUCACCGAGCCCAAGUCCCAGGGGGGUUCUCAGGCGAUCCUCCACGGCGUAGGCCUGUCGGAAGAGGACAUGUCCAAACCCCAGAUUGGGAUAUCCUCAGUCUGGUACGAAGGCAACACGUGCAAUAUGCACUUAUUGAGGCUGUCGGAGGCGGUGAAACAGGGACUUGAAGAGGCAGGAAUGGUGGGUUUUAGAUUUAAUACUAUAGGUGUGAGUGAUGCUAUUUCUAUGGGAACUAGAGGAAUGUGCUUUAGCUUACAGUCAAGAGACUUGAUUGCUGAUAGUAUUGAGACUGUCAUGAGCGCCCAAUGGUAUGAUGGCAAUAUCUCUAUCCCUGGCUGUGACAAGAAUAUGCCAGGUACAAUUAUGGCAAUGGGGAGGCUCAACCGACCCAGUAUUAUGAUUUAUGGUGGAGCAAUCAAGCCUGGUCAUUUUCAAGGGCAUACAUAUGAUAUAGUAUCUGCCUUCCAGGUCUAUGGAGAGUACGUAAGUGGAUCCAUAAGUGAUGAGCACCGGAAGAAUGUUGUCCUUAACUCCUGUCCUGGGGCAGGAGCAUGUGGUGGGAUGUACACAGCAAACACCAUGGCUUCUGCUAUUGAAGCUAUGGGAAUGUCUCUUCCUUACAGCUCUUCAAUUCCUGCUGAGGACCAGUUGAAGUUGGAUGAAUGUCGUUUAGCUGGAAAAUAUCUACUUGAGCUGUUGAAAAUGGACCUAAAACCACGGGACAUCAUCACUAGGAAAGCAUUGCGUAAUGCAAUGGUUAUUGUGAUGGCACUAGGUGGGUCUACCAAUGCUGUAUUGCAUUUAAUUGCCAUUGCAAGGUCUGUUGGUCUGGAUUUGACUCUUGAUGAUUUCCAGAAGGUCAGUGAUGAGGUCCCCUUUCUGGCAGAUCUUAAGCCCAGCGGCAAAUAUGUGAUGGAAGAUGUUCAUAAGAUAGGAGGAACACCUGCAGUUAUUCGUUAUCUUUUGGAGCUUGGGUUUCUAGAUGGAGAUUGUAUGACUGUUACUGGGAAAACAUUGGCUGAAAAUGCAAAAAGUUUCCCUCAUUUGCCUGAGAAACAGGACAUCAUAAGGCCAGUCUCAAAUCCCAUCAAGAAAACUGGCCAUCUCCAAAUUUUACGAGGAAAUCUUGCACCAGAGGGUUCUGUAGCAAAAAUUACUGGAAAAGAAGGGCUAUAUUUCUCAGGGCCUGCACUUGUAUUUGAAGGAGAGGAAUCUAUGAUUGCUGCUAUAUCUGAGGAUCCUAUGAGUUUUAAGGGAAAGGUUGUAGUCAUCAGAGGAGAGGGGCCAAAGGGGGGUCCAGGCAUGCCUGAAAUGUUGACACCAACAAGUGCAAUAAUGGGAGCAGGGCUAGGCAAGGAUGUUGCAUUGCUGACGGAUGGUAGGUUUUCAGGAGGUUCACAUGGAUUUGUUGUAGGCCACAUAUGUCCUGAAGCACAGGAGGGUGGCCCCAUUGGUUUAAUCCAAAAUGGAGACUUCAUCUGCAUUGAUGUUGAGAAGAAGACGAUAGAUGUUCAGCUAACAGAUGAGGAAAUGAAUGAGCGAAGAAAGAAAUGGACUCCACCUCCAUACAAGGCUAACAGAGGAGUUUUGCACAAGUACAUCAAGAAUGUGCAAUCAGCUUCAAAAGGAUGUGUGACCGAUGAGUAAGGAGCGUGAUUUCGAUGAUUAUGAUUGUCACCGUUUGCUCAAAUCCAUAUGAUCAACAAUGAAGGCAUUCCUUUCACAGCGUGUUCUGGUAAUCAACAAGUUCUUCAAAGUUGCUAAACAGUGGGAAUUAUUUUCAUUUUCUCCCUUAGAAUUUAUCUCUUCAGGUUAAGAUUGUGUUAUGUGUGGCUUGUUUUUCUUAAUGUUUAGGCCAUUUUUCCUCUCCUUAUUGGACUUGAAAUUGGUUGUUAAAUUAUUGGCAAAUGGUGAUAUGUAGGAUUGAACUCAAGCCGCUAUGUUAGAGAUUUUAGAUUCAACAAACGACAAUCUUUUGUAGUACUUGUUAAAAAUCUCUCUAUAAUCAAACACAUGGCAAACAAACUUUGAUAAGUAAUAAAUUCAUGACUGGUGC